CCGACCAUGGACCCUCGCCUUGCUGCUCUGCUCCUCGUGGCGCUCCUCUGCUCUCAACCGGGAGCAGGUCAGCGGCUGGUGGACUGCUGUCUGUCGACCAGCAACAAGUGCUUCCCUCAUCGAUUUGCGGCUAGCUACUACCACCAGGAGGCCGGCAACGGCUGCAAAUAUGAAGCCACCGUUAUUCUGACCAAGGGUGGCAGAAAACUUUGUUCCCCACCGCAGCACGCGAGCAAGUGCGUUCAAGAGCUCAUUGCCUACCUGGACAAGAGGAACGAGGUAGUAAGCGCUAAAAAGUGAAACCAACAUUUCAUAAUUUUGUCUUUUGAUGUUGCUCAUAAUAUAACGCUGCGCU
This is a messenger RNA of Syngnathoides biaculeatus (alligator pipefish), 355 nucleotides long. RefSeq names its product C-C motif chemokine 19-like. Gene Ontology annotation, cellular component: extracellular region. The transcript has 3 exons. NCBI's taxonomy places the organism in Eukaryota, Metazoa, Chordata, Actinopteri, Syngnathiformes, Syngnathidae. The record is from RefSeq and is a predicted model, not a curated record. Gene Ontology annotation, biological process: immune response; cellular response to interleukin-1; lymphocyte chemotaxis. Gene Ontology annotation, molecular function: chemokine activity; CCR chemokine receptor binding. The coding region runs from base 7 to 300 and encodes 97 amino acids.